This is a messenger RNA of Liolophura sinensis, 7586 nucleotides long. Its product is annotated as cadherin-like and PC-esterase domain-containing protein 1. The coding region runs from base 158 to 3364 and encodes 1068 amino acids. NCBI's taxonomy places the organism in Eukaryota, Metazoa, Mollusca, Polyplacophora, Chitonida, Chitonidae. The record is from RefSeq and is a predicted model, not a curated record. Gene Ontology annotation, biological process: protein modification process. The transcript has 22 exons.
UGUCUAGCAAGUACACUUGGUGCAUCAUUUACCUUGCUAAGUAGAACAAAACAAAGAGCAAUUUAAUGGAGGUAGAUAUGUGCAAUACCAUGUGAUCGUGUGGUUUGUGUGUAGUGCUGCUAAGGAUACUCCCUGUGGGAUGUGUAUGAAAUAAGACAUGGUGGCGCGACACUGUGGUGGUUCAGGAUCCCCACGGAUGCUCUGUCGCUCUGUGCGUGACUUCUUCCUGGCCAUCCUCCUCCUGUCCACCAUCUCAAUGACCAUUCUCUACGAACUCAGUCUACCAUGGAUACAACGGUCAGAGAAAGAGUUCCGUCAACACAUAGUCAGAUCACCACAAAGACUGAAAAGUCACAUGGACUGUUUUGCCAGCGAACACAGACAUCAAAAUGACUUCAGCGCGGACCUUAAAAACAACAGGACAGAUGUUCUGUUGAAAGUACAACAGAUUGAAGACCGUAUCCUUGGGAUCGAGGCAAGCAGACGCACCCAGAUCAAACGCGUCACUAUUCAGGGAAAUCACGACCUGAUGGAACAGGAGUUACCAGUUUACGAACCAACACUGAAGAAAUAUGGCUUUGUGGUUCAGGUGCCAGAAUGGUAUCGUGGCCGAAGUUCUAUCCUCAAAGGUGUGAAGAGUAGUAGACUGGCUCAACCUGAGGAAACUCAACCAGCAAUGCUGCUGCUUAUGGAGGAUUCCAGCCAGUUUUUCCAUCACAACAACACAGAACAACCCUACCAAAAGGUGAACCAGAUUCCAGGGUUUGUACAACACCUCACACCUGCAGAUAAUUUCUGCCAAUCAGUCAGGUGGGCGAAGGAUAAUAUGGUUAUUCCAGCAACAGAGAUCUCCCCUCCAUGCUAUGUACUGCCUGACCACCAAGAGGAGCUUUCAGAAGAAUUUCAAAGUGGAUCAAAGUUUUGGAGAGUGAAGCAACUAACCUCAAAGACUGAACAUAAAGUUUCUAAUUUAUGGGAAAACUCUUCCAAUAUUCCUGAUACAAUAAGGCAUGGAUCUGGAGGGAGAAGUGUUAUUCAAGAAUCUGUACAAAAUCCCCUAAAAAUAGGGGACUCCUUAUUUGUACUGAAAGUAUAUGUGUUGGUGACAGCAGUGACCCCUGUUCGGGCUUAUCGUCACACCCAGGGUAUUGCCCAAUUCUACAGUUUUACAGGCAGCAUACAGCAGGAAAAGAGCUGGUCAAUGGAGCAAUGGACUGAGUAUAUGUAUGAGAAUUAUGGACAAGAUUCCGUGUCUCAACUCAAGCAUAAUCUCCACAGCAGUAUCACCCAGACGCUCCUGCUGGCAAAUCAUCUCAUGGUCCAGUAUUCAAAGCAUGGAGGAAGGUGUGAGGGAUGCUUCCAGCUGUUGGAGUUUGAUAUGACCUUUAAUUCAACAUUCCAUGCUUUUGUUCUUGAGGUCAGAGGUCAACCUCGUCUUGAGCACCUACCGUCUUGGUCAGCAUAUGUCAGUAAACAGAUGGUCAUUCAGGACAUGGUCACCAUAUUGUCCAGUCAGUCCUCGAUGACUGCAGAGGUCAUCAGUCUAAUCAAAGGCAUGAAGCUGGAAGUAUCAAUAGCAGACAAGGGCUGUGUUAAUGACAUGGAGACUUGCCUGGAGGAAGCAGAUAUUGUUUAUUUGCUGCAAAGUCGACAGGAAAGUUUGGCAGAAGGUGGAUUCCUUAAGUUAUACCCGACAAUAGAGGGGGAUGAGUACCUUCCUGUGGUGAGCAGAUUGUCUGCCUUGUCUCUUGGCCUGAAGGGUGGUAGUGUACCAGGUUUGCCCCAGGGCACCUCACACCCACACCACACAGACUUACAGGUACAUUCCAUGUUGGUCAACUCGGAGCGAUUCUACACUAGCAUGGCUGCAGAAGAAACAGAGGUGGCCUAUGAUGACGUCAACAUUCCAUUAAUGUCGCAGGAUGAGAAGCCGGAGAGAAAGGAUAUCAUUGACCAGCUAAAGGCACCAGAAUGUUCCAAAGAUAAGUCACAGCUGCCUUAUUUGACAGCUAUUCACUUUUCCCCACCCAUCAAGUUAAGCCCUGCUUUUCAAGCGGUGACAUCUGAGUAUAUGGCCGUAGUAGAUUAUGGAACAUACUUGAUACAGGUCUGGGCCGUGGCUAAAGGUUGCAACUGUGAAGCAAGAUUGGAGGAAAAAUAUGGCAUGUCAAGACCUACCAAUGUCACUUUAGGCUUAGGUGACAAUAAGAUCACUAUCUUUGUGGUUGUUUUGUCCCACGACGACCCUUGGGUGAUCAACACCUAUUCAGUGAUUGUCUACAGAAAGGGCCCAGCGGAGGGCAUGAGACCAUUUACUUUGGAUGUACCUCACCAAGUCUGCUCCCUUAAACAGGACUGUGGCUUGAGAUAUUCUCCGAAGGAGCCAUGUGGUUUACAAAAUGACCAGAGAUUCAAAUUUUGGUCUGCCUUUAUUGACAACAUUACCUCUUUACCUGCCUGCCAAAGUGGAGAUGUUCCAGGUCGGUGGUUUGUUCCAUGUGAAAGUUGUGGUAAGGGAUCUGUCUGUUACUGGGAUGAGGCAACGUGGCAGCCUGACACCUGUCAACAUGUCACUCUGAACAGAGACAUUGUCAGGUCCUGCUUUGUGGGUAAAAAGGUUUUAUUUAUUGGAGACUCCACAAGCCGAGGCAUUUUUCAUUACGUGGCAGAGGUUGUUAAUGGUACCUUGACAGAGUGGGACAAGACACACAACCUGAAGGUGUACAGAAACCUCAACAAUGGUACAACACUUCUUGGGUUUGCUUACUACCCACAGUUCUGGUUACCUGCUGAGCGCAGACCGGUGUUUGAGGAUGCUCUUUAUCAACUCAUGAAAAGGACAGCACCACUACACAACAGCUCAGACACAGUCCUGGUUGUUGGAGGAGUCCAUUGGCUCUCCACACAUCAUAUCAAUGUCAUCAUGACCAAAUUACAAAGAGAGAGGUUGACAGGCAUAAAAAUAAUCAUCAAGGGCCUUGGCUCAGGAUUCCAUCAACCAGUUGAAGGACUGCACUGCCUGUCAAAGCCUGAACAUCAAAAAUUACUGCACAGGAAUCAGCUGGUUACAAAAUAUGCCAAGGACCAUGGGUUUCAUAUCUUGGAAACAUUUAACAUGACAAUGAGUCGAUAUAAAGACUUCUUGCAAGGAAAAUGUGCCUGUCAUUUUCACAGGGUCUCCCCAGCUAGACCACAGAACAAGUCACAUGACAAGUUGAGGGGAAGGUCACAGAGUCAUGGAGGGGGAGGGUUGGCCAAGCCCCCACGGUAUCAUGUGGAAGGGGAGAUCAAUGCUGUUCACUCAGAAAUACUCAUUAACACCAUUUGCACUAACCACUGUACACAUAAUUCUAAAGAUAGAUAACAUUCAUUUUAUUAACAACUUGAUCAACGAUGCAUUUAUUUUCUAAUUACAUUCUAUCUGUUUCCUUAUGGUAGCCUAUGUGUUAUAGAGAAUUGGAGAAAUUAAACAAUCUUCUUAUGAAUGUACAAUCCAUGAAUUUUCAAAAACUUUUAAUGAAACUGUCUUAACUAAAAGAUACUUGUAAGUAAAGUAACAGAGCAACAUGUUAAGAUGAUUGUUUAUAUUUUUUAUGAAAGUGAUCGUGGUGGCUUCUGAACAUUGGGAUUAAGAAGUAUGUUUUCAACUGGCAUGUAUUAUUUUAAAUGAAAUAUUUCUAUGCACAAAAUAGUCAGUUUGAAGCCAAAGAUGAUUGUUAAUUUUGUUUGUUAUUUUUCAUAUACAUUUUUAUUAUAAGAUAUAAAUUGAUGCAAGUUUACAAUAUUUUAGAUUUGAGAAUAUACAGAUUGUAAGUCAAGUAGUCAGGUGUGAAUUUCUUGGUGAAGAAUGUCAUUACAUUUUUCAUAGGGCAGAAAAAGAUUGUAUUCAUGGCCUUUGUUUUUUAUUGUUCCUGAUCUCCUGUCUUCAUUUGGGCAUGAAAAUUUCCAUUUAGUGCUCUUUUGAUGCUGUAACUUUAGGGUAUUGUUUAUAAUCAUGCAUGAAAGAAAUUGUCUUUGAGAAGUUUUAUAUUUAGAUGGUUAUUGUACAAGGAACAAAACCAUUUGGGUGAAGCCGUGUUGUGCCUGUGUAUUUCCAAGAUGUCUGAUGAAUUGUUUGUGAAGUCAGCACUAGUGUACAUGUAUUACCUAUGUCGUAACCAGUGCCUUGGUUAGUGAUAUUACAUUUUUGGUCUAUACCUUUCAUAGUGGUAUUAAGCCUGGCAUAGGUUGAUUUGCGAUCGUAACCAAUUGGGUGCAACUCAACAAAUUCAACAUAAUCUAAAAUAUGUGUUUGAAAAAAACCUUGUGAUUGUAAGCAGCUGUGAGCAACUGGGCACAAGUAUAUGGAGUUUGACAGAAAUGGAUACAACUGAAUGCUUUGAGUCACAGAAAAGUGGAACAUGUUCAGUGAUCACUAGCCCACAUAGAUCAACUAAAAUCAGUGUCAUAUCGGAGCUCCCAGUUGCUCCCAUUUACAGUUGCUCCUAGUUGCAGUCAGUCUAUGCCUAGUAUUAACUGCAGUGGCUGUUUACCCAGUAUCUUUGUUAGUGAUGUUUCAUGUAGGGCUUGGGUUAGAGAUUUUACCUGAUAUAGUGCCUUAUAAUUCGUUCGCGUUAUUACUUGUAGUGCCUGUACCUUGCGGGGAGAUCAAUUGGUCAUGUUCCCAGUUCAGCAUCCACAUACAUUUAUUGCUCUAAAGUUGGAACUGAGUUGUUUCACAUGUGCUGUACUCAUGCAACAUUUCAAACAGUGAACACAAAAACAGUGUCUUCUUAAACUUGAAGUUAUUCAGACUUGAUGUAACGUCAUUAUCGGUAAAUUGGAAAAAGGAUGAGGUUGUAAUUAGCGGAUGUGUUCCUUACAUGUUUGUUUUAUUCCGACUUUAUGGUCUUUAUUACUCACAGAUAAAGAAAUGAUACAAAUUCAGAACCACUUCAAAAUCAAGGAAAAUAUGCUUUUGUGUUGUAUGACUUUAAUAUGGAAACUCUAAAAGGCAGUUCAUGCAAACAAUGAUGCCAAGUUCCAGGUUAUUGAGUAAAUGAGUACAGAUGUGUUAUUCAUAAAGCUAACCUUCGAAAAAUGAAAUUGUCUCACAUGUGCAUGGAGGCAAUUGCAUAAAGAUGCCUGACUAGUUCCAAAUGAUGCAAUAAUUUGACUGUGACAUUUAGGACACUUGUACUAUUCAAUUCACAGUUUCAGAGUAUAAUUUUCAUACACAAAAGUCACUAUAAUGGCACUGACUAUCCCUUUGUUUUGUACUAGUUGAAUGUACCAUAGACAGCCUUAUUUACAGUGUACAUGAAUCGUUUUAAUUUGAUUAUUUGGACAAAACUAUAUUGGCUGGGAUGGCCAAUUUCAGACCUUCACAUUAAGUAUAAUUUUAAGAGGUUAUACACCCAAUACUUGCAAUGCUCUCAGAAUACACACGGAUAAACAUGUUGUAAACAUACAAAAGUAUAAUCUGGGCUUAAGACAGAUUCUAUCUUAAUCCCAUGUAUGAUUUUAAGGGUCCUUAUACACAAAAUAUUGCUCUCAGAAUGUGCUUGAAUAGGCAUCUUGUAAAGACACAAAAUGGUUGAGGUUUACAAUAUUGUGAUUGUGACUGAAGAACUUUCUGCAGUUUUUGUUGUGUAUGUUAUGAAGAACCUAAUACAUGAGUAUAUGACAGGAAAGAAAGAUUGUCUCACUUUAUGUUUGGUGACUCUCUCGUAUACGUUUGGCCACGCUGCUUUAUGUUUUCACAUUUACACUCAUUUUAAUGGUGAAUGAGUGUCAAUUAGUGCUCCCUUUGUGUACUACUGAUGCAAAUAAGACAAAGCAAAGUUUGAUUUUAGAUAUAAUCUUGCUUCUAUACUGCAUGCUACAUUAUUGAUGUGUCUGGAACUUUGAAUGACACUUUGUAGUGUGCAUAAAGCCAUUUUUUCUGCUGUGGAGAUGUUACUCUCAGAGAUUUGCUGGUACAUUUUCAGAAUAAAAUGUUCUUAUAUUUUCUUUAAUGACUAUUCUUAAUCAUUAUAUUGAUUGUGACAUUGACCAUUGUAAAAAAGGAUUUUAUUUAUAACGAUGUAUCAUUCUUCUGUCUCUAAUUGACUUUGAUCCAUUAAUGUCCAUGGACAUUACAUGUGGAACAAGUACAUAAAGAUCCUACGUCUUCAAUGUUAUGAACUUAUACAUUGAUUGUUUUAUGAGCUUUUGUACCAGAACCCAGAUUGUGGCAAUCUGUGUUUUAGACUUUCAUCGAUGUAAACCAUUGUGAACACUUGUUUCAUCCCUUUACAGGCAUCUAUGCCCUUCUCAGACACAUGCAGUGGUGUCAGUUAGGUGCUACUGUACAAUGAUCUUAAGUAUUAGGGUGAAUUUAGAGAAUCUUUAGCCAUUCUUGGUGUUGUAUUUUCUUCAUAUACCUGUAUUGUGUAGAAUUAGAAGUUGGCUGCUCUUUAUAUUAAAAGAUGCACGCUGGUAACAAUAAAUUACAUGCGAAAACUGAGCACAGAUUGUCUAAGAUCUUGUAGAAAUCUUGCAAACAUAACAGUUUUUCAGAAAAAAAAAUGGCAUUAAUUCUUGUCACUGUGGAUAAAUUUGGGACAUGGUUUAUUACGCAUUCAGAGAGAUCAGCUUUAACAUGUGAAAUGUUACGCAGAUUGAAAAAAGUGCUAAUUAUUGGGCUGUAUACAUUGUUUGGAGGGUUUUACUUUGGUGGCCAGUGACAUCUGUUUAAUUCCUGAAAAGUAAAUAUGGUAAAUGACCUAAAAUUACAUCCAAGAAAGUACAUUUCUACUGAGAGGCAAAUAAAUAAAAUAAAAUAUUACUUUUGGCGGUGAAACAUCUUUUCAGUAGGAUAUCACUCUCUUCCCCAAAUUGAAUGGAAAGCACUUUUCUGAAGAUCAACAGAACUCUCCAUAUCCAGCAGGAUGAUUAACCUAUAGUGAUUGGCGAAAUUUAGAUCAUUUAAGGUACUUGCAAGGCACAAGUCUUCACUGACAUAUUUUAAUCAUGAAAUCAUUUUUUUAGGCAUCAUACAGAGUAUUAUACAAAAAUGUAGGAAAUUUUUUUUCAGAAUAACUACAUGUAUAAAUGCUAAUGCAGAUUCCAUGUAAUUUCAUCUAAAUUAAUGUUUGUAAUUCAGAUAGGAGUCAAGGAGAGACUUAUAAAUACAUGUGUAUGCAUGCACAGUUGAAGACUUUGUCAGUGUGCGUGUGCCAAGUCUGUAUAUACUGAAAUGUCCAAUGUAGCAUAUUAUGGAAAUUGUUCACAGAUAUACAUAUAUAUUACCAUGAAAACAAGUGUAGCAGAUUUAUAAUCGGUGGUGCAUAGUCUCAGGGAAUAUGUUCAUCUCCAAAACAUAAAACACCACGGCUGUCCUAUACUUUAUAGUAAGUUCUUCUCAUGUCCUCCAAGACUUUUUCUUCAGAAUUAUGUAAAUGUCAUAAGUGGAGGACUAUGAUAUGAAUACUAUCUUUAGCUGGUCAGUCUUGAGUAGUUCCUUUUAGAGGAGAGAUUUAACAUGUAUCAUAUAUGGAUUUAUGGGGGAAGUGUGUUCAUGACUUCUUCCAACUACUAUCACUAUUCAGUGUACAUUGCAAUAA